Cladophialophora psammophila CBS 110553 is the source of this 1809-nucleotide messenger RNA. RefSeq lists its product as uncharacterized. Lineage: Eukaryota; Fungi; Ascomycota; Eurotiomycetes; Chaetothyriales; Herpotrichiellaceae. The coding region runs from base 1 to 1809 and encodes 602 amino acids. The transcript has 2 exons. The record is from RefSeq and is a predicted model, not a curated record.
AUGCCGCGGGGUCCCUCGCUCGAAUACAGUGCCCGCCCGAUCCCUCGCCGGCGCCGCAGCCACCCUUUCAGCACUGCCGCAACCCGACCGGACGGUGCGCCUGCAGAUCAACAGUCCGAGAGCUCGCACGCUACGAAAUGCGCCGCCGAUCAGGAUGCUGAACAGCAUCAGGGGGCCAUGUCCCGCAGACUGGCUGAGAUGGCGGAGGAGACGAUCGACACGGGCAGCAAGAGUGAUCGCAGGCUGAUGCAAGAUGCCGGCUUUUCAGAAGAGUUGAAGCAGCAAUUGGAAGGAAGGAUUGCGCAGACGAGCUUUGCGGCGCAGAAUCAACGGGCCGCGAGCCAAGUCAACAUGCCUAACGCCGCAGGCAAGGGCACGCGCGACAUCGCGGGCGCAGAGCCCUGGAGAGGCACCGAAGCGCUCCAGGACUCGGUGCUACGCAUGCUGGACGACAGCCACAGGAAACUACGCCCUCCCUCCCGGGCGCCGUCGAUCCCUCCAAAAGCCAACCUGCGUCCUGCACCCAAGAAGAAUAUCUCGGCGGCUGACCGGCUUGCCAGCGCACGGGACAAGACCUCGAUCUACGCAAUCAGCCAGCAAAGUGACAUGACGGACCAAGAGCGCGAGAAAUGGCGCAAGGAGCUCAAAGACCGCUUCUCACCUGGGCCCCGGCCAAUGCCUACGAGCAUAACGGGACUGACGAGCCUGGCGAACGAGCGGAUCGAAGACGCCAUCGCCCGGGGCCAGUUCAAAAACAUCAGCCGUGGCAAGGGCAUCAACGUGGAGAGGGACUACAACGCCAACUCACCCUUUUUAGACACGACCGAAUACUUUAUGAACAAGAUCAUCCAGAAGCAGGAGAUCGUCCCGCCUUGGAUCGAGAAGCAGCAGGAGCUGGUCAAGGCCGUGGCGACGUUCCGGAGCCGCUUGCGCAACGACUGGCGCAGGCACGCCGCGAGGGUGAUUUCCAGUCGGGGUGGGACCGUGGACGACCAGGUGCGAACGGCCAAGGGAUAUGCGCUGGCAGAGGAGAGAGUGAAUCCUCGGCCGGCCAGGAGGGUGGAGAAUCUGAGCAGCAUUGCGAGCGAUGGCAGUUUGAUGACGGUGAGUGUCGAGGAAAGGAUCGCCGCUGGAGUGGCCGCUGAGCCCGCCGAGCCAACGCAGCUGCAAGAGGAGGUCGAGAUCAAAGUCACCGAGCAACCCGCCGAGAGUGCUCCGGUCUCGGGCUCCUCGACCACGGAUGCUCCUCCGUCAGCUCCUACGAGUACAAAUGCCACAUCAUCUACACCCCCAUCGUCGUCCCCACCCUCAUCACCAUCCACCUCACCCGUCCUCCCAAUGCCCCACCCCUUCCGCGACGAAGCAUGGGAAAAAGCCGAACUGGCAUACCACACCCUGGCGAUCGCGAACCUGAACGCCCUGACCCGCUCAUACAACCUGAUGGCGCCCAAGAUAGCGCAGAAGCCGUACUACACGCUCGAGCGCGAGCUGAGGCGGUGCUUCGCGGACGUGGCGCCGCAGCUGGCAGACGAGAUCCGCGAGCGCAGCACGCGCCCAGUCAAGAUCCGCGUCCAGAUCUCCCGCCCACGCAACACGGACGGCAGUGGCGGGGGCGUGUUGGAGAGGCUCGGCGCGGACGAGUGGACGGGCCACGAGGGCACGAUCCGCGACGAGAGCGGGGAGAAGAGUUACGGCUUUAAGCAGUUUUGGAGGGAUUUGUUUGGCGGUGGUGGAGGACAGAAGAACACCACGAGGGAGAGGGAGAGGGAGAGGGAGAGGGAGAGGGAGAGGGAGAGGCAUGUCGCGUGA